Messenger RNA from Pyricularia oryzae 70-15, 3436 nucleotides. RefSeq names its product DNA-(apurinic or apyrimidinic site) lyase 2. Gene Ontology annotation, cellular component: nucleus. The record is from RefSeq and is a predicted model, not a curated record. Gene Ontology annotation, biological process: base-excision repair. The transcript is spliced from 4 exons. The coding region runs from base 1152 to 3122 and encodes 656 amino acids. NCBI's taxonomy places the organism in Eukaryota, Fungi, Ascomycota, Sordariomycetes, Magnaporthales, Pyriculariaceae. Gene Ontology annotation, molecular function: phosphoric diester hydrolase activity; double-stranded DNA 3'-5' DNA exonuclease activity; zinc ion binding.
GAGCAGACGCUGCAGUUCAUCACCAAAAAAGCGAUGCAGGCCGUCUAAAGAAUCGAUCCGCCAGAGCUUCUUGAGGAAAGCAUCCCACAAUCUGCGGCCUGGAAGGGAGAUGGCCGCGCCAAAUGGCGAAAGGACCUUUUCGAACUCGUGAAUCGAGGCCACGAUGGCCGCCACGCUUUCGGCCUUUUGCCAUCUUUCUGAGGAUGGCAACGAUGACGAUGUUGCUGAUGCAGGCGUCGUUGAUGAGGAAGAAUCCCUUCGGUCGGGCUGAGGUCCACUGGCUGGUCUGACAUUAUCGAUGAGGUGCAAGGCAAUAAAGUGCAGCACUGGGACUGUCGCGUCGGUGGGGACGGUUCCUGAGACGUAGAUGUCGAUGAGGGCGAGGAGCCCAAUUUUGGCCGGGGUCAAGUAGCGCGACAUUUUGAUUCAAAUUUUGUGACGCUUUCUUUCUUUCUUUGCUGUCACGUCACUUAUUUGUGCUGCUCGAGUUGAGGAAAGCAAAGUCGACCACUCGAGUACAUGUAGCAACGCUUUUUAACGUCGAAUCAUCUACAUCCAUCAUUCUCCCGCUGAUGGUGACAGUCCGUUUGACAUAGCAAGACAAAUUCUUCAGAGGCGGUACAGCAACGACCUGGUCCCAAUCAAUGCUCUUCUUAGUCGUCCACCACCAGGCAGACACAGCUUCCUUAACUCAGCGGUUGCUGUUUACCGUCGCGAUCGGUGGAGGCUUCCUGCCAAACGAACUUUGUCUCUGACUAAGGCACCAAUUUCGCCUAUCAGUUGAGGACGAAAGCGUGCCAGUCACGUGACACCGCGUCAAGAGUCGUUGAUGAACAAAGCCUCGACCCGCUUCGCCGCCCACUUCUCCAUUACAGUACCUCAACACCUGCCAUCCACAUAGUAGGAGCCUUGACCAGAGGCAGCUACAUAGUUCGCCUGGAGACUGCAGGUGCAUUCUAUCUUCAACUUCCAUGCCUGAGGCCGUUGCCAAUGGAGGCUGGUUUUCUUGAGUUACACGGUCGCUCGAUAGCUAACGCGGCAUGGCCAAUGUGUCAUCGGACUUAAGUCGAUUGAGAACUCAGGUCUAAUGAUCUGAACCAUUGUCACGACUUACAGCUCGUACCACUGGCGGCUGUUGAUUUGUGGACAUCAUGGGAAUUCGAAUUACCUCAUGGAAUGUCAACGGCAUCAGGAACCCAUUUUCUUACGAACCAUGGCGGGAAAACAGAACCUUUAAGUCCAUGUUUGACAUCCUAGAAGCAGACAUUGUUGUCAUACAAGAGGCGAAGAUCCAGCGCAAAGACCUCCAAGAUGAUAUGGUGCUCGUUCCCGGCUGGGAUGUCUACUUCAGCCUCCCAAAGUUCAAAAAGGGCUACUCUGGCGUUGCAAUCUACACGCGAAGCUCAAAAUGCUCACCCAUCCGUGCCGAGGAAGGCAUCACUGGGAUCCUAUGUCCUCCAAACUCUACCACCAAAUUUCGCGAGCUGUCCCCCGACCAGCAGAUCGGCGGCUAUCCUAGGCCCGACCAGCUCUCCGACAUCAUAGACGAGGCUACUCUGGACUCGGAAGGGCGCUGCAUGAUCCUUGAGUUUCCGGCCUUUGUGCUCAUCGGUGUGUACAGCCCAGCCACUCGCGACGAAACUAGGACCGACUUCCGUCAAGCGUUCCAUAAGGCCAUGGAUGCAAGGGUUCGGAAUCUUGUUGCCAUGGGUAAGCAAGUUGUGCUCACGGGUGAUCUCAACAUUAUUCGCAACGAGCUCGACACGGCCGGCAUCUUAGAGCGUCUGCGCAAGGAGGAGAUGACUAUAGACGAAUUCUUCUCUACGCCAUCGCGCCGGUUUCUCAACCACAUGGUCUUUGGCGGUACUGUGGUCGGCGGCCGGGACGAAGGGCGUGAGGAGCCGGUCAUGUAUGAUCUCGGCAGAGAGUUCCACCCCGACAGGAUCGGCAUGUACACUUGCUGGGAGACACGCAAGAACGCACGACCUGGAAACUUUGGUAGUCGCAUAGACUACGUCUUGUGCAGCGCUGGCAUGAAAGACUGGUUCAUUGACGCCAAUAUUCAGGAGGGGCUGCUCGGGUCUGAUCACUGUCCAGUCUAUGCCACUUUGUCUGAUAACGUGAGGACGGCCGACGGCAAGAGUGUACCCCUCGUGGAUAUUAUGAAUCCAAAAGGCAUGUUCGUCAAUGGUAAAAGAGUGCGGGACUGGUCUGCUAAAGACCUUCUUCCACUGUCGGCAAAACUCAUUCCUGACUUUGACCGUCGGAGGAGCAUCAAGGACAUGUUCUUCAAGAAGCCAAAACCGACAAGUAGCAGAGAUGUGCCAUCGGAAAUAAGAGAAGAAACACCUUCAGAAACAGCACCACCAUCGCCGGUUACAAAAUCACCCAACACCAAAGAAGAUGAUCAGUCGGCCAAGCAAGACGGGCGGCCGUCCUCCCAAACAUCCACAUCCUCAUCCACAGUCAUUCUGCCCCAGACCAAUCCAAGCAUACAAAAGAGACCCAGCAAAUCAUCUGCAUCGAACUCGCGGCCGCAAAAGAAGACAAAGGUGUCAACGAGCAACACAGCAAAGAAUAGCGUCGAUAGGGCACCUGGUCAGAAGAGCCUUACCGGCUUUUUCAAGCCGAAAAAUCCGAUCAGUACUCCCGCAACAGACGGAGAAAGAACAUCAAUCCGUACCACCCCCUCACCCACCAAGUGCAGCAACGCCUCUACCCCAAAGAUCCCAGGGGCGUCAACAUUUACCUCCAAAGGUGACCAGGAAGGAGCUUCACAAGGUACGGAAACAGGAGCAGAACCUUUGAAUGGUGGGCGAAGCUUCAACAGCGGCAAGGAAGAUGACACCGGAGCAUCUCUUUCAGAAUCACCAAAGGUCUUUGAUCCGAUUGAGAACAAGGAGUCGUGGUCAAAGUUACUGAAGAAGAGAAUUGUACCCAAGUGUGAGCACGACGAACCGUGCAUCAGCCUACAGACCAAGAAGCCAGGCAUCAAUUGUGGCCGGUCCUUUUACAUUUGCGGCAGACCUCUUGGGCCGUCAGGCGAGAAGGAAAAAGGUACCGAGUGGAGAUGCGGCACAUUCAUCUGGAGCAGCGACUGGAACGCGUCACAGCAGACCUAAGGCGGCGGAGUGCCGCUACUGGCGUUGGGUUUCUACGUCAAAGCAAACUAUGCUACAGGGCGGACGACACAUCUUGUUACCAUUGUCACCAUUGUAAUCUCAUAUCACACAUAUCUCAUCGGCAGUUUCACUAGGACAAACAAUGGCACGUAGCGAGGAGUUUUUAGAGUUGGUAACAGGUCGAAUGAUUGACUUAGUGUAUCGACUUGCUGAGUGCAUUUCUCGUGGUAACAUCUUGUGUCAUCCCAUCUGAUGCGCAACUGUAAAAGAACAGAGAGACUUGAGAAAAGAAAAGAAAAGAAAAACGUAAGGGU